AACGUGUUGUUGUGGAAAAUCUCUGCGAUGAGUUUGCAAAAGCGGUUAAAGAUUAUGAAGAUAAGGCGAGAAGAAUUGGGAAUAAGUCACCAGUGAGUGAUAAAGUAAUUGUGCAGAUUGCAGAAGUGUGGAAUGACCAGAGAUUACAAAUGAAGCUAGAGGAAGAUGAUAAAACAUUUUUGCGAGCUAAGGAGAAGAGUACAUCACAGUCAAGUAAAGGAAGUGGCUUGAGAGCAAAACCAGAUGAUUCGGUUUCUAUGCAUCAAAGGGUUUGCUUGAAGGAACUCGAAGAAGGGCUUGAAAAGCGAACAAGAAGAGAUAACAAAUUGCAGCUUAAGAAGAAGAGCUCAUGCCAAGUUUUUAAUCUAUCUAUGUCUUCGGAAGGAGAUAAGAUUCAUCCAGAGAGUAGUCCAAGGAACGUUGAUGAUCAUGAGAGUCAAGAAAAGUCUAGAACUUUCUCGAAGAUUCUUCCGAGAAAUGUGAAUGUGAUGAUCAGAGAGGAUAAUCAUCGUACUCUCAAGGAUAAGCUGAUGGAAGCUCGUGUCGAGAGUCGACGUUUACGUUCUUCUUUGAAACCAGAGUGAUCCGGCUCAAGCAUGAACCAAUUUGAUAACUCGUGUCUCAUGUUGGAGUAAUUAUUUGGUUGUGGUUAAUAUUAAUGCUCGUUAAAAAAA
Arabidopsis lyrata subsp. lyrata is the source of this 674-nucleotide messenger RNA. RefSeq lists its product as uncharacterized. Lineage: Eukaryota; Viridiplantae; Streptophyta; Magnoliopsida; Brassicales; Brassicaceae. The record is from RefSeq and is a predicted model, not a curated record. The transcript has a single exon. The annotation marks the transcript as partial.